UCUUGGUGUGACCGGUGACAAUAUCGAUCAGCAAUGCCGCACAGACUUUUGCGCGCCGAAAUAUGCGUGCGACAGCUUUAACCUAACCACUUAGAUGGAACGCGGAUUUCUGUUCGAUACGGUGUCGGAAGUGCUGAGGGGGGAGGGCUUGGCCCUUGUGGUUGCAGGUGGCAAGGAAGUAGGAACGGAGGAUGGCAGUGUCGGGGGUCCGGGGGAACAUGGGCUUGAAUGGGGGGUGCCUCAGAUACCAAAGUUUUGUUGA
Ectocarpus sp. CCAP 1310/34 is the source of this 262-nucleotide messenger RNA. Lineage: Eukaryota; Phaeophyceae; Ectocarpales; Ectocarpaceae. The record is from the annotation of a GenBank genome assembly.